AUGUUAGCGGUUGGACAGAUGGACGGGAGCCGGCAGAGCGCGUUCGUGCUGAGCAGCCCACCGUUAGCGGCCCUGCAUUCAAUGACCGAGAUGAAGAACCCCUUGUACCCUUACUCCAUGCAGCCCGGAGCUGGGACGGGGGCUGGGGCUCUGCCCGGUUUCAUGACACAGCAAUUGUCCUCCGCCACUCCUCACGGCAUAAACGAUAUCCUGAACCGUCCGGUGAUGGUGCCGGGGGUCGCUUCCUCUUUGCUUUCAGGAAUCCCGCGAUUUAACACCAGCCUGAGUCCCCCGCCACCAGGCAUGUACUUCAGCCCGGCGGCGGCGGCAGCGGCAGCGGCGGCGGCGGCAGCUGUGGCCCGUUACCCCAAACCGCUGGCCGAGUUGCCGGGGAGGACGCCUAUCUUCUGGCCUGGAGUUAUGCAGAGUCCGCCGUGGAGGGAAGCCAGACUGGGCUGUUCACCCCAUCAGGGCGCCAUGCUGAUUGACAAAGACGGAAAGAGAAAACACACCAGGCCUACAUUUUCGGGACAACAAAUUUUUGCAUUGGAAAAAACUUUUGAACAAACUAAAUAUUUAGCAGGGCCUGAAAGGGCGAGACUGGCGUAUUCACUGGGAAUGACGGAGAGUCAAGUCAAGGUCUGGUUUCAGAACAGGCGGACGAAGUGGAGGAAGAAGCACGCGGCAGAGAUGGCAACAGCCAAGAAGAAACAGGACUCGGAGACAGAGAGAUUAAAGGGCACCUCGGAGAACGACGAUGACGACGAUGAGUACAACAAACCCCUGGAUCCCAAUUCCGACGACGAAAAGAUUUCCCAGUUACUAAAGAAACACAAACCCACUACAUUGCACGUCCAUACAAGUGAAAACGAGAGUUCCUAAGAGACGGAUAUUUC
This is a messenger RNA of Mobula hypostoma (lesser devil ray), 896 nucleotides long. It is a transcript of the gene nkx6-1, whose product is annotated as NK6 homeobox 1. The record is from RefSeq and is a predicted model, not a curated record. Gene Ontology annotation, biological process: regulation of transcription by RNA polymerase II; cell differentiation. Gene Ontology annotation, cellular component: nucleus. Lineage: Eukaryota; Metazoa; Chordata; Chondrichthyes; Myliobatiformes; Myliobatidae. Gene Ontology annotation, molecular function: DNA-binding transcription factor activity, RNA polymerase II-specific; RNA polymerase II cis-regulatory region sequence-specific DNA binding. Bases 1 to 882 code for a protein of 293 amino acids. The transcript is spliced from 5 exons.